AUGUUUGCAACAAGUUGGUUUGUUUGGUUGUCAGUUUGUCUUCAUUGUCGGACUCCAAACGUAGAUUUGAAGAGAUGUGCGGACAAACAAACAAAGAAAGCCAUAGGGGGUUGGGAUAGGAUAUCUAUCGCUCUUUGUUGUUGUUUAGGGACAUUAAUUAGUUCUACAUCUCAAUUGGAACAACAACUUCAACAAACAAACAAUCAAAAUACAACUACAACUAUAACUACAAAUCCAUUUAUUGGUAUUAUUGAUACAAUACAAUUAACAAAGGACAAUGAGAGCCACGAGCAGUACAAAGAAUAUUUAGAGGCUUAA
Messenger RNA from Cavenderia fasciculata, 318 nucleotides. RefSeq lists its product as uncharacterized. Bases 1 to 318 code for a protein of 105 amino acids. The record is from RefSeq and is a predicted model, not a curated record. The transcript has 2 exons. NCBI's taxonomy places the organism in Eukaryota, Evosea, Eumycetozoa, Acytosteliales, Cavenderiaceae.